UAUAACUUCUUUGAAACGGAGCAGACAAUAAAGAAAACGGAUGGUGGCUUUGGACCAGCGCAUAAACUAUCCUCGGCGAUCGGCAGCCUAAGGCCACAACGCUCCCUAAACAGGAAAUAUACGCCGCCAAUUUUCGGCUCUCUAGACAGCGAAAUUUAAUCACGGUUUACUUGGGCUGCUCUUGAAAUUAUCAUCACCCACACUAUCGAAUUUAUCAGCUACGGUCUAAGUUCCCUUCCACGCACAUGGACAAUACGGAAAUCCUAGUGCACGUCUCCGCUCGCAGUGGCGCUGUCGACGACGCUCGUUAUCGCGCUCAAGUUGAGGCUAUUUUGAACUUCCAGGCUCACUCACGUGAGGUCAUCUCGCUCGACCCUCAAUUUCUACAAUCCCAUUAUGAUUACACGGCGAGCACCUUAUUAGACGAGGAUUCUGUUCGUGGGCCUGCUCCUACUGCCACUGUCACUGUCACGCCCCGCAUCCCACCACCAACCCCCGACUUCUUCUCCUCUUCAUCAUCAUCACAUAAGCGGAAAUCCCCGUCGCAAGAUCCACUACCGCGCCUGCAGCACGAUGAGGACUCCCUCGAUAGUCCCGUCAGUGUCAUUCCAGAUUCCCAACCUCUACUCUCCACGCAUGGCUCUGAGACCCCCCAUUCUCUAUCAUUUCAUCCGCCUUCAUCUAAACGCCCGCGAGUGGGUUCGCCGCUGCCCAUCGAUCCAGCAAUCCGUAGCACCUCACCGGCCCGAUCUGAUGAGGUCCAACAUCACAGCACAGGAGAUCAUCAUCAUCAUCCUGACCUGGUUCUUUCUACCCCUGACGCAGUACCAGAGGAGCAAGAGCAAGAGCAGGAGCAGGAGCAAGAGCAAGCACAGGAACAGGAACAGGAACAGAAACGGGAGCCGGACCCAAAUGCCCUCCUCACCCAUGACUCCUCUCUCCCUCCCCCCAUCACCAUAGCAGAAGAACAAAAAGAGAAAGAGAAAGAGAAAGAGCAAGAGCAAGAUCACCCAACAUGCUCUCCCCUCCCGUCUCUCCCCCUACAGAUCAAACCCGCUCUACCCCCCGUCUCCUCAACUCCCUUCGUAACCCACAUCACACCCACCCUGGAAAUGCUAACCAAGCGCCUCAAGUCCCCACGAACAUACAACCCAACCAAGCAAACCAGAGCCCUCGACCGCCUUGAACGAGGAUACUGGUAUCUCCCCAUUAAUUUGAUCGUCCUCCCCCCAUCACCACAGCGGAAAGCGAAAGGGCUAGACAAAGAUGCUGUAGAGGUAGCGGAGGAUCCCAGAAACUGGGACACGCCUUUCUUCCUCACGCGCUUCUGGUCCUUCUUGUCCGAUUUCAUUGCGAAGGAAGGACGUGCUGGAUGGGGGGUGUGGUGUCUUCUCGAUAAGAGAGAGCCAGAGCCAGAGCCACAGCCACAGCCGGAGUCUGAGUCUGAGUCGUCUCCACGCGCUCGUGCUUCGCUACCUCAAGACGCAGCAGGGAUAUCACUGCUCCCUGUGGCAUUGAAGGUUUACGCGUGGGGGGAGAUCGCAUCUCAUAUCUACCUACUCUUGCUUCUUGCGAGCGAACGACGGAUUCGCAAAAUGGGGGCUCACUGGCGAGAUUCUCGGGAUGAGGUGGUUAUUGAAAUGCCAUAAUAUAUAUAUAUAUAUAUAUAUAGAUAGAUAGAUAGAUAGAUAAUUAACGAGACAUAAUAAAAUAUUUACUUUGCC
Messenger RNA from Aspergillus ochraceoroseus IBT 24754, 1724 nucleotides. RefSeq lists its product as uncharacterized. The record is from RefSeq and is a predicted model, not a curated record. Lineage: Eukaryota; Fungi; Ascomycota; Eurotiomycetes; Eurotiales; Aspergillaceae. The coding region runs from base 246 to 1649 and encodes 467 amino acids. The transcript has a single exon.